Messenger RNA from Prorocentrum cordatum, 2832 nucleotides. The record is from the annotation of a GenBank genome assembly. Lineage: Eukaryota; Dinophyceae; Prorocentrales; Prorocentraceae.
CUGAACACGCGGCGCCACAUGCAGGUUGAGCUAGAGUACUGCACUGGGUUCAAGACCAAGGGCGUCGUGCGCGGAGUCUCGGGCUCCGCGUGGCUGGUGAAGUCGAACACGCCCACCGGCUACCCGCUCAGGGCCAUCACGUGGGGCACCAGGGCAGUGGAGGAGACCAUCCACGACAAGAACGAGUACAUUCAGCUUGCGCUGCGCACUGGCUUGACGGACUGCACCAUCUUCGUUCGCAACACGCCCGUUGUCGUCUUGCUGUGGUUGAUGCAGUACCACAACGAGUUCCACAAAGGUGCUCGAUAUUCCUUCUGUGAGAUGAUCAGUGAGACGCCUGAUAUCGAGGCGAAAUGGCUCGUCUACAAGAAUCAGAGAGGCGUGGCCUCCCGCAUGGGUGAGACGGUUCAGAUCAAGAAUAAAGAUACCAACAUCAUGGAGACCAAGAAGCUGACCUACGAGCAGUCGUACUGGCGCUGGAUAUCCAUGAACUUCGGCGGGAAGUUCACCACGUUUCAGGUCUUCGACGCCGCCAAGAUCUUCGAGCACAAUCUUAACAAGUUCGGGCUCAAGGACGAGUUCAUCCAGUUCUGCCAGGCGAAAUGCAACUUCCUCAGUGAGCGUUUCAGCACGGAGGUCUGCGUCAAGGUGUUGCACGGCAUCUCGACCCUGUUGGCCGGCGGCAACUUGGAGGGGGGCUUGACAGCGACACAGCUCAAGACGACGGUGUUUGAGACCUUGAAGUUCUGUGUCCCUCUCGGCGACACUGGAGACGGCACUCCUCCUUGGAUCUUCGACAAGUUCGACGUCGAGGCGGCGUGGUACAUUCUCACUCCGAUGGCCGAGAGCAAGGUGUAUACGAAGAAGCCGCAGUUCGAGCUGAAGGGGAAGCUCCUGAAGACGUUUCCAGACCUGACGGUGCCACAGGAACAGUUCGACACCUUGACCACCUUGACAGCUGGUUCGGAACCGCAGCUCGCGUGCUUCGCUGACGACGUGUGGCGCCUGAUCGAGCACAGCAUUCGCAUCGUCGACGCCUUCGGUGUCACCGACAAGCUUCUCUCCACCAGCCAGACAGCUCUGAUCCGCAAGGUCGCGUCGUUAUCAUUGGAAUUCUGUUUUGCAGCCACGCUGACGCUCAACAACAAGACCUACACGAGCUGGAGCAGAGUGCGACCCCAGCUGCAGCGCCUGAUUGUCGAUGCGUUCUUGAACGCCCCGCCGGCUGGCAACUCGGGCGUCAGCGGUCGUGACCAAGCGGCGGCUGUGAUCGAGCGCAUCAUGAGCGGGACCUCCUUGGAUGAUGACGAGAAGGAGUCAUUGAACGAGUCUUCGAGUAGGAUUGCUAUCUUCAUGGAUGAGCCCGCCAUGGUUGACGGGCUGAAGGCGUUCUUGGCCAAUAACCCCCCUGGCGUCCCGCUCCCCAUGCACGUUGCGUACAUGAGGAUCGUCCAGGACUUGUGCUCCGAGCUGCCUCGUCCGAGGGAGGACGGAACGGGGCUGCCACUGCAGCUGCCUCAGCUCAUGGCGUAUAUCUGGGCGGCAGUGAAGAAGCACGUCGACCCCGAGUGGAUCAAUGCCGCAGCGGACACAGUGGUUGCGGCUGCAGAACACAGCGGCGACGUGCCUUCAGUCAUCACCAGCGUCUUCGCCAACUUCAAGAAGGCCGUCGAUGCAAGCCACAUGCGUGGCGAGUACGUGCUCGCAGUGGUGGCAUCGACGUGCGGGCCACCAGCAUUCAUGGCAAAGCCGUGCGACGUCUGCAUGAAGACCGCCCUCGCCAGCAUGAACAUCCAGACUGUAGCUGUCGCUCUUUGUGAUAUCGAUGCCUGCCAGGACUCCGAGGACGCAUGGGUGAGAUUCUGGGUCGAUGCCAUCGGGAAGCUCGCAGAGGCCUCCACCGACAACUACGCCGCGGUCAUGGCGGACCUGAGGACCCGCCACAAGCCCUCGAGGACGCCGAUCGCCACGCCGUCGUCGGACACGCAGGCUUCUUCGCAGACUCAGGAGCCUCAGUCUGCCAGCGCUGUAGUGGCCGCCGCAGCGCAGGAGUCCCAGGUUGCGGCGCUGCCCACUCCCAUCAUGACGCUCGCAGACAUCUACGAGCUCGCCGACGCCCCCAUCCUCAAGGAGGGCGGCAUGGAGGUUAGCGUGGGCGCGUGCUAUCUGGGGCGCGUCCAGCGCGCCCUCGAGAAGAUCGUUUGGGACAUGGUCGACCCGAGCUGUUUCGCCGAGGCCGUCGCCAUUGACUUGUCCAAGAAGGGUGGUGAGCCAGUUGCGCUCGAGAUCACGGCGAAGUUGAAACUUGCGUUUGCUGGAAGCGUGCAGCUCUGGCAGUCGCCGCCGACCAAGAAGAGUUUCAAGCUUGCCACCGCCCUCGGCUCUGACAUGUGGUUGCACGGGGAUGCGCACUCUAAGAUCACGUCGGAAUGCCCCGUCCCAGCCUGGAUGGUCGGCACCACGCCCAAGGAGGCAGAGGCGAACGUGGAGUUGACCUACACCCACAAGGUCGUGUACCUGGACGCGCUCUCGCUGUGCCCGUGCGCCCGCGACGUUGCGGACUCGCUCCGCAUCGACAUGACGGUGCCCCACCUCACGCCAUUGGCCGCGCGGGUGGGGGCGACAGCGACGCCCGGAGCGCCUUUUGUUUUGAAGCGGUUCGUUGCUGCGACCAAGGGGCGCCAGACUGGCGCCAAGCGGUCUGCUGCAGCAGCAGACCUCAGUGGCGCUGCCGCAGUGUGCUCUGGGCCUUCUGCGAAAGCUAUCCAGGAGCGUUUGGGCGCCAUCGCAGCGCAGAAGGCUGGCGGAGCGCCCCCCGCGCCGAAGCCCAAG